This is a messenger RNA of Penaeus indicus, 2721 nucleotides long. RefSeq lists its product as uncharacterized. Lineage: Eukaryota; Metazoa; Arthropoda; Malacostraca; Decapoda; Penaeidae. Gene Ontology annotation, biological process: chemical synaptic transmission; regulation of membrane potential; monoatomic ion transmembrane transport. Gene Ontology annotation, cellular component: plasma membrane; neuron projection; synapse. The record is from RefSeq and is a predicted model, not a curated record. The coding region runs from base 1 to 2721 and encodes 906 amino acids. Gene Ontology annotation, molecular function: transmembrane signaling receptor activity; protein binding; extracellular ligand-gated monoatomic ion channel activity. The transcript is spliced from 8 exons.
AUGUGGGGCGGAGGGACGCUGAUCCUCGGACAAGACCAGGACAUGGUCGGCGGUUCCUUCCAGGCUGACCAAUCCUUCACGGGAGAAGUGGCGAGGUUUGCCAUCUGGAGUCGCUCGUUUUCGCCUGACAUCCUACAGGAACUCACUCACAUGGGCGGAGAGUAUGCCGACAACCUGAUUCCGUGGCUGACGGGAUGGCAGCUCGAGGGCGAAGCCAAGUGGCGGGACAUGCGAGCAGGAGAGGAGACCGCGGGGAGUAUGGAGGAUCUGCUGCAGUUCAUGGGCGUCCCUCUGAGCCUGCUGGAGCACUCUUCGAUCUGCCAGUCCCUUGGUGGCACCCUGGGCGUCCCAUCCUCGAACUGCGAGACGAGGCGGCUGAUGACCGCGGCAUCGCCCUGGAUCUCCAGGUGCGCUGGGGGAACCUUCGUCAUCUUCAUGUGGCUAAACGCCGUCGACGGAGGCCAUGAGGGCACCUGGACCACGCUGGAGGGACACGUCCUAAACUACACUCACUGGUACGGCGUGGAGCCCAACGGGGGCAUCACUGAGAACUGCGUGGGCGUGAAGGGCCAGGGCGUGGCUGCGGGGAAGUGGUACGACAUCAUGUGCGACGGGGCCCCGCUGUGCGCGUCCUGUCGCUUUGCCUCUCGGCCGUAUCUCCACUUGCGAGGUCCCUGUGUGGAGCAGUCGGGGGUCGACGCGGAAUACGUCCUUCACCCGGACUCCCACGACGGCCUGCACUUCAUCGGCUUCACGUCUUCCAACAUUGCGGUGCUGGAAGGGAAUCGGUAUGGGCUGGUGGUGGACGGCGCGAAGCCGAUCGCCUUUCUGGAGGACGCCAAGCAGUCCAUCUGUCCCGUGGGACGCUACAAAUGGAAGUUCCCCGAAGGAGACGGCUGCCCGGGAGUCAGUAACGGCUCUGCCAUCAUGAUGUUGUCCGUGUGUGCACCGGAACAGUUCACGUGCAAUUCAGGUCACUGCAUCCCCUUGGCGCAACGCUGCGACCGCGUCGACAACUGCGAAGAUGCCUCCGACGAAGUCAACUGCACCAUCAUGGUGGUCCCUCCGUCCUACCGAUUCACGCUUCCGCCGCCGUCGGUUCCUCUCACGGAGGACGAGGCGCUGUACCUCGGAGAAGUGGCAGCGCCCUUGCGAGGCGCGGCCGCCAACACCACCGUGCCUCUGUUCGUCUACCUCUUCAUGGACAUCUCAGCCGUCACCAGCCUGAGCGCCAAGGACAUGGAGUUCACCAUAGAGUUCACUUUGCGAAUGUCCUGGCGAGACUCCAGGCUCAUUUUCCACAACCUCGCCGGGGACGAGAACCUGAACCUGGUGCGGCAGGAAGGCCCCGACAGGCACUGGACGCCCGAGGUUACUUUCGAGAACGGCCAAGGCAACAGUCAUACAGUAGUAGACGAGGAGGCAAGAGUGACGGUGAGAAGAGAGAGCAAAGGGGUCCUCUCGCGCUCCUCCCACGCCUACGAAGAUCUCGAGUACAGCGGCCUGAAAAAUUCUCUCCGUAUGACACGAAAAUACAACGUUACCUUCAACUGUGACUUGGACCUCAUGAUGUAUCCCUUCGACAAACACACCUGUUCGAUCAACCUUAAGAUGGCGUCCGGCACCCGCGACUACCUCGUCCUCCGGAGCGAGGGCGAGGGCGUGAGGUACUCCGGCAAGGAGAUCCUGGUGGAGUACGAGGUCACGGGCGUCAACAUGGAGGACGGGGGUGACGCCUUCGACCCGAUCUCCUCCACUCUGGCCCCUCGCUCCACCACCUUCGCUCCACCUUCCGCCACUCUCGCUCCACCUUGCGCUCAUCCUUGCUCCUCUCCCUCGUCUCCGUCGCGCGACCCCGAGGGAUUGCCAUCACCGCCGUCGAUGUCGCCGUCAGCUUCCUCGUCAUCGGAGCUCAAGCAUAAGGCGCUGUCGACGUAUUCGACGCUUAAGGUCGAGUUCCACUUCCGGCGACUCUACGGCUUCUACAUGAUCAACACUUUCCUGCCCACGUCGCUCAUGAUCGUCAUCGCCUACCUCACCUUCUUCUUCAAAGUGGACGAUUUUAAUGACCGCAUCAUGGUGUCCCUCACGUCGCUCCUCGUCCUGUCUUCCCUGUUCAACCAGUCAUCGUCAUCGCUGCCCAAGACGUCGUACCUGAAACUCGUCGACGUGUGGUUCCUGUCGAGCAUCGUCACCAUCUUCGUCAUCAUCGUCAUCCAGACUGUGCUCGAGCAUCUGAGGGACGAGGACGACGUGGGAAGGUCGUGGUCGUCGUCGUCGUCCAGCGCUUCUGUCCGCCCGAUGCAGGUCUUCGGUCGCAACCUGCUGCCUCCCGUGAAGUCGAUCUUCCCGCAGGUGUCGCAGGGGGCAGCGGGGCCCUCGACGUCCGCCGCGGGCCGAGGCAGGGAGAAAAGACUCGAGAAGUUCGAGCGCGACUUCAACCUCCGCUUCGGAACUCAAGGAACGAUCACCAACGGACCCGCCUCGGACCUGACCUCCUCGGGCUCCGGCAGAAGACGACGCUCGACCUUUUCGCCCCCAGCAGGAGACUUUCUGGGGAGGAGCUCUGGCACGACGGCGAGGGACGGCGCCUCUUCCUCCGACGGCCAGCGCUCGUCUCGGAGAAUUUGCGACGUCUUCAGCAAAAUCUUCUUGUUCUCGGCUUUCACGAUUUUCCUCAUCGGCUACUUCGUCUGGGCGCUGUGCUCCUACAGGGCGUGA